GCUCAGCUCUUCUCUGCAGCAGGACCUUACCUGAUCCUCGGUCCAGCGCUGUACAAUCUUCCCGUGCCGGCAUCUUUAGUGUCCACAGUCUCUGGUCAUCUCCUGUACUGUCUGCAGUCUCUUGGUCAUCCACUGUACUGUCUGCAGCCUCUGGUCAUCUCCUGUACUGUGUCCGCAGUCUCUGGUCAUCUCCUGUACUACGUCCGCAGUCUCUGGUCAUCUCCUGUACUACGUCCGCAGUCUCUGGUCAUCUCCUGUACUACGUCCGCAGUCUCUGGUCAUCUCCUGUACUACGUCCGCAGUCUCUGGUCAUCUCCUGUACUACGUCCGCAGUCUCUGGUCAUCUCCUGUACUACGUCCGCAGUCUCUGGUCAUCUCCUGUACUACGUCCGCAGUCUCUGGUCAUCUCCUGUACUACGUCCGCAGUCUCUGGUCAUCUCCUGUACUACGUCCGCAGUCUCUGGUCAUCUCCUGUACUACGUCCGUAGUCUCUGGUCAUCUCCUGUACUACGUCCGUAGUCUCUGGUCAUCUCCUGUACUAUGUCUGUAGUCUCUGGUCACCUCCUGUACUAUGUUCGCAGUCUCUCAUCUCCUGUACUGUGUCCGCAGUUUCUGGUCAUCUUCUGUACUAUGUCUGCAGUC
Staurois parvus is the source of this 642-nucleotide messenger RNA. The record is from the annotation of a GenBank genome assembly. NCBI's taxonomy places the organism in Eukaryota, Metazoa, Chordata, Amphibia, Anura, Ranidae.